Molecule: messenger RNA, 7176 nt
Organism: Ahaetulla prasina
Lineage: Eukaryota; Metazoa; Chordata; Lepidosauria; Squamata; Colubridae
Product: protein mono-ADP-ribosyltransferase PARP14-like
Exons: 17
Coding region: 99-5555 (1818 amino acids)
Biological process (GO): negative regulation of gene expression
Cellular component (GO): cytoplasm; nucleus
Molecular function (GO): NAD+ poly-ADP-ribosyltransferase activity; RNA binding; transcription corepressor activity
Source: RefSeq, a predicted model, not a curated record
AGUAAAGAAACUCUGGGAAUCGAGUUUAUCCUGGGAAACGAAAGUGAAAAUGUUGCACGGUCAGCUAGACUAGAAGUGCUUUGCCGCUAUCCCGCAAAAUGGCGGAGCGAGCGAGGAUGUGCUCUUUUCCUGUGCUGCUGCAGGGAGCCUGGGGGAGCCCCGAUCCCCCUAAAAUUGUGAGAAACAAAAUUCUCCGCUACUUCCAAAGCCGCAAAAAGUCGGGUGGUGGAGAAUGCGAGAUCCAGAAGCAAGGGGGGCAGAUCUUGGUUUGCUUUGCCCAGGAGGAAGUGAGACAACGAGUUCUGUCCCAAAAGAUCCAUGAGCUUGACUUGGCAGGAAAAGGAACACUAAAGCUGGAGGUCUCCCUGUAUGAAACAACAGACAGAGCUAAGGAUAAUGCACCUAAGAAGGAAGUAAUUUCUAAAAAGGCUCUGAGAGAAGAAGGCCAAGCAAGAGAGAUGGUGCAACAAGACUGCCAAACAAAGAAUGUUACCCUAACAAGUGGGCCAGCUGGGGAAGCCCCACAUGCUGAGAAGAAUAUUCUUGACUAUCCUCAAAAAUCUUCACAAGUAGUUCUUGAAAAUGUUGAAGAAAAUAUCCACUUGGACACAUUAACACUACUGGUAGAUAACAUCAGUGAUCUUUCGGGAGAUAGUACCUUCCAUAUUGAACAGAUAAAUGAGAAGAAGGCUGCAGUAGUAACCUUUCAGCAAAGCACUGCAGCUGCAAAUUUUCUCAAGCAAUGUUCCACGAGCCACAGAUUCCAGCAGUACAGACUUACAGCCAGACCUCUCGAAUUGACUCAUAUAAUCAAAGUGGAGAACAUCCCAACUGCAACAUCCAGCGAAUUCCUAACUCUCUACUUUGAAAGUCCAAAACAUGGAGGAGGACAGGUGUGUGAUAUUCAGAUGUUACCCUCAGAAGAUUCAGCUCUGGUUACAUUUGGUGACUGUCAAGCUGCCCUGAAAGCAUUGAAAAAGCAGCACUCAUUAAAUGGCCAGUCAGUCCUGGUUUAUCCAUUCUACAGUUCAUUGGAUACAGUUUUGUAUGGAAAGGAGAAGCCACAGAUCAAGAUGCCAGAACCAAUCAGCGUUCCUUUAGAUGCUUAUAUAUGGCAGUUUCUACGAGGAAAGUGUAAAUUAAUUCAAGAAAUAGAGAAAGAAAUGGCCAAUUGCUUCUGUGAAUUAAUAUGGCCGCAGGCAACUUGUGAGCAACCAAAAGUCGUACUGUCUCCCUCAGCUAUCUUAGCUAAACAAGGAAGGUCCGUAAAAGAAUUGGUUAGGUCUUGGAAAGAUAAAGUUUCUAUGGAGUUUGCACGCAUCCUGUCAAAAUUCAGGACAGUUAAAUGCAAAAUCAUUCCGGAAACAUGGGAGACGAUUGAAAACAAUUUGUUAAAAAAUGUGUUGGCUGUGCCAGAUGACUCCAAAAAUUGUGUUACUCUAGCUGGUUUUGUAUUCACUGUGAAUAGUGUGGAGAAAGAGUUGCGGGAAUAUGUAGAACAUUUGAUCAGGGAUGCUGAAAUGGCUGGCCAAACAUUACAGGAAACGUUGCCAAUUUCCCCAGUGAAGUAUAAAGUUCUGCAGCAGAUCUUGCUAGAAGAGAAUAUCCGUGAAGAAAACACUGGACAAAAGUGGUGCUACGAUGCUUCAGCAAAGCAGUUGCAACUGAAUGGAAUAGCUACAGAGGUUUACAAAAUGAAAAGUGACUUACUAGAGAAAAUGGUCAGGAUAGAGGAGAAAAAGGUCAACAUUCAUCCUUCUAUUUUUCAAUUCCUGCAAUUUGUAGAUUCUGACAAGGUGUCAGGGAGCCUGUUUAGGGCAAAUAAAAUUAAAGCCGCCUAUGAACUUACACAUGAUUCUAUAGCUUUGGUAGGAUAUUGUCCAGAAGGCCUCUUAAAAGCAGAGGAACAAAUAAAUAAAUGCUUGACUCAUGAACGCAUUAUAUUGAAGGACCAGGAACUCAUCCACAGAAAGCAAUGGAAAGAAUUAAUUAAGCAUCUGCAGAAGCAAAACAAUUCUGUUGAAGAAAGUGUAAUAAUUGACGACUGGGUUGAUUUCGAUGGAGACGCUGAAAUUAUUGUGGCUGGUUAUAAAAACGUUGUAGCAGAUGUCUACCAGCAACUUUCCGAUUUUGUUGAAAGAAACACCCACAUGCACACAGUGAUUCCUGCCAAGUCAGUGGCUAUGGUGCAGUUUAUAGAGGAGGAAAACCGGAAGAUUUGGAGUGAUUUAAACAAGAAGGGCCUGAGAAUUAAUUUUGGACUCCUGCCAAAACAGAAGAACAUUGUCUUGAGUGGACCCAAAGGAGUAGUGACUGAGGCAGCAGUGAUGGUGGAACAAAUGCUGUCUUCGCUGUACUCUGUGAAUGUGGUGUUUGAUAAACCUGGAGUGAAAGACUUUUUCAAAAACCAAGAGCAUCACUAUGUUAACCUAGUAAAAAUGGAAUUCAGCUGUUUGAUCAGAUUGCAAAGAGAUGAUGAGAAAAAUGGAGGUUCUGCGGGAAAUGUAGAACACCUUCAAACCAAGGUAAACUUAAAAAAUGGCGUGGUAAUAGAGGUCUGUAUGGGAGAUCUGACCUGUUAUCAAGCUGAUGUCGUGGUCAAUGCAUCAAAUGAAACACUAAAGCACAUUGGUGGCCUUGCCAAUGCUUUGCUAAAAGCGGCUGGCCCACGGUUACAAGAUGAAUGUGAUGAUUUCAUAAAGAAACAUGGAGAUCUGAAGCCCGGCUGCGCAGUAAUCACAGGAGCUUGGAACUUGCCGUGUAAACAGGUGAUUCAUGCUGUUGGGCCAAGGUGGACCAGUGCCAACAAAGAAAACUGUAUACAACUAUUAAAGAAAGCUGUAAGGGAAAGCUUAAAACUGGCAGAAAAAUCCGGUCAUCGCUCCAUAGCUAUACCUGCCAUAAGCUCUGGGAUUUUUGGAUUCCCAAUAAAAGAGUGCACUCAUUCCAUUUUAACAGCCAUUAAGGAAACCUUAGAAGAAUUUUCUAAGAAUGGCAGCCUGAAACAGAUUUGUUUGGUAGAUAUGACCCCCCAAACAGUUCAGGCUUUUUCUGAUGCAUUACACAAAGUGUUUAAAAGUGGACCACCCCAGCCCACACCACUGUCUUCCCUAUCAGUCGGUCAACUUUUGGAGUGUGAAGAAGAUCUUGUAGUGAUUUCUGAUGAAGGUCUGAAACUUACCAUAGAAGAAAAAAGCAUUGAAGAUGCUACGACGGAUGUUAUUGUAAGCACUGUUGGUGAAGAUCUAAAGCUUGGCGUAGGCCCACUUUCAAAAGCUGUGCUGCAGAAGGCUGGAGUUGAGCUUCAAGAUGAGUUCCAUCAAAUGGUCCAAGAUCAAGGAGUCCAAGGCAAUUGUCUAAUUCAAACCCAUGGGCAUAACCUUGCCUGUGUUUUCUUGUUCCACGUUGUAGUUCCACAGUGGGAUGCAGGAAAAGGGAAUGCAACCAAGAAACUUAAAAAUAUUAUGAGAAAUUGUCUGGAAAGGGCCGAAAUGUUGUCGUUAAAGUCUAUCUCAUUCCCAGCCAUCGGAACUGGAGGUUUUAAUUUUCCAAAUCAUGAGGUAGCUAAAUGUAUGUUUAAUGAAAUACUUACGUUCAGUAGAAAGAAUUUCAAGUCCCUUCAGAAAGUUCAUGUUCUCCUACAUCCAAAAGAUAAAGAGAAUAUAAAGGCAUUUACAAAGGUUUUUCGAUCGGGGAUUGAUGAUAUUUUCAAGGCUGUGCCACCGAGCAAUGAAGAAAUGGCAGUCACAGGUUCUUUCGGAUCCCUUUCUACCUCAGCUUCAGGGAGUAAUGAAAUGCAGAUUGGAUCCAUUACCUUUCAGUCAGCGACAGGAAAUAUUGUCGUGGAAAACACAGAUGUCAUUGUGAAUGUGACCAAUGAAAACUUUACAUCCAAAGCAGGUGUCUCCAAAGCAAUUUUGGAAGCUGCUGGACCUGAAAUUGAAGCAGAAUGUGCAAGACUUGCUUCGCAGCCUCACAAUGGAUUUGUAACUACCCAGAAUGGCAAAUUAUCCUGUAAAAAAAUUAUCCACCUGGCUCCUUACUCCAGCAUCAAAACUGAGGUCUCCAAAGUGCUUAAGGAAUGUGAAGAAAAACAGUAUGCCUCUGUAGCCUUCCCUGUAAUUGGAACAGGUCAGGGAAGAAGGAGUCCUGACGAAGCAGCCGAAGAUAUUAUUGAUGCAAUCGCUGACUUUGCAGGAAAAGAGUUGCCUAGAUACUUGAAACUUGUUAAAGUUGUUGUCUUUCAGCCACAUAUGCAAAAAUCCUUUUCCACCAUUUUGGAAAAUAAAAAAGGACAGGCAUUGCCCACUUCUGAAUCUAUGUUUUCUAAGUUUAAAGCGUUUCUAACUGGUGGGAAGUCACUUGCUAAAAAGAAAAAUUUUAUAGCAUUGGAGAAGAAGAUUGAGACAUCAUCAUUUGAUUUAUGUGGCAAAAGCAGGGAAAAAGUGGAAGAAGCUGAAGCCUGGCUAAGGAAAUUGGUUUUCAAGGAACAGACAGAAAAUCGCAUUGUUGAUGACUUGAUAGACAUUUUUGCUGAUGCUGAAAUCAAGAGACUGAAUGAUCUCCAGAAAAGAUUGCAUAUUGUCAUUCAUCUGAACAAGAUGGAGUCUCCUCCUUUUAUUUUGGUAUCUGGUUUCCCCCGGGAUGUCCUCACUGCUUUCACAGAAAUUCAGAACCUUUUAAAAGCACUUAAAGCUGACCAGGAAAAAAAAUCCAAGGCAGAACUUGCUCAAGUUUUGGUUGAGUGGCAGUAUUGUGCAAAGGGAAAUGUCUUUGUUGCUUUUGAUUCAUUAAGUAACCUUGAUUUAGAAGAUGCUAAAAUCAGCAAAAAGAAACAAAUUCAGGUCCAAAUUCAGGGACAGAACUACAUAGCCGACUUGAACAAGAUGUGUAUUGUAAAUAGCCAAGGAGAAAAUAUGAAAAUUAAACGUGUUGUGAAGGAUGAAGGCAAACUAUUAGAACACCUUCCUGAACAGUGGGAAGAUAUGAAAGGAAGCCAUGCCAAAUUGGUUCCACUACAGCCUACAGCAGGAGAAUAUAAGGAUAUUGAAAAAAAAUUCCGGAUUGGCUGCCCUAACGUCACAAUUGAAAAGAUCGAAAGGGUGCAGAAUCCUUACCUCUGGCAAGCCUAUCAAGUCAAGAAAAAGCAAAUAGAGACACAAAAUGGCCACGAAAACAACGAGAAGAUCCUUUUCCACGGGACUCCCAGUUCCACAAUGGUGCCAAUUUAUCAGACUGGCUUUAACCGCAGUUAUGCUGGAAAGAAUGCUGCAGUGAUUGGUAAUGGGACCUACUUUGCUAUCAACUCAAACUAUUCUGCGCAGGACACAUACUCCACUCCAGACCAAAAUGGCAGAAAAUAUAUGUAUGUUGCCCGUGUUCUGACCGGAGAUUAUUGCAUUGGCAGAUCAGGACUGAUUACAGCACCAUCCAAAAAUAAAGGUGGAUUUGACUUAUAUGACAGUGUAACAGACAACAUGAAUCAACCAUCGAUGUUUGUUAUCUUUCAUGAUUCUCAGGCUUAUCCAGAAUAUCUAAUUACUUUUAGAAGAUAAGUCAAUAGGCAAAAGAUGAUUUUUUUCCUUUUCCUCUCACAUUAAAGGCAAGUAAUUUGUAUGAACCUUUUUAAAAUACUUGUCACUUGAAUCUCAAUUCAGUAUUUAGUUCCUCUCUGGAGAAGCAAAGAAUAAAAUAAGAAUAAAAUCCAGUAGAGAUCAGAAAAUGAUGUUCAAGAGAGAGAAGGUAGAACAUGAAGACUUUCUGGAUAGAGAAUCUUCAUGAAGGAAAUGGUAGAACUAAGCAUUCCAAUCUUAUAAAUACAAUGAAGAUAGAUAAUCCGCGACUUAAGGAAUAAUUUGAAGUCUACUUAACUCACACUAAUCAGAUUUUCAGACUGUCCCUUUCAGUUUUAAUGAAAGUCAUUUUGCACACCAAAUGAAAGAAAACAAUGGGUGUUUUUUCUAGGGGAGACACUGAUGCUUGAAACUGCCAAAUCAGUGUUUUCUCUUAAUUCUGUUUUUCUGGUGGCUCUACCCAUUCUUCUGAAUUCUGCACUUUGCUCUCAUGCCAUUUUCCAUGUCCUCCACCAAUGUAUCUUUGUUUUCUAGGUCCAUUCAGCACCUAUUUCUGCAUGCUCAAAAACUGCAUUUCCCUCUGGUUACGAGCAAGUUACGAACAAGAAUGUUUAAAAUUUAUUUCUGGGAAAAUGGUUAGCAACACCGAUCAAAUAUGCCUAUUAUUUCUUGACAAGGUAGUAAGAAACCAACACUCAACUGUGAAGUUGAGAAAACUUGGGAGUAGUUUCCAUCUCAUCCUUAAUCUAAGUUGUUUUUGGUAUGCAGAAGAGAACAGCUUGUGAGAAAUUUUACUAUCAAAUGGUGUUAAAAUAAGUGUUGUGCUUUAUAACAUUGUAUCACACUGAAAACCAGUGGAUUCACCCUACAGCCACAAAUUGGUUAUGUCAGUUACAGAAAGCUGGUGGUUUUUUUGAAAGGACUUGGGAGCUCACAAAGUAGCCAUAGAACUGUAGUUGUUUUCAGAAAUUGCCGGAAAGAACCACAUCUACCUGAUAAAUUUCACGAGUCAGAAAGUAGUAGCCAAAAAGAGCCAGAAAAGUCAGUUUCCCAACUCCAGAAAGGAGCUGCCGCCUCUGGUUGGUUUUCCUCACCUCCAUUUAGAAAUAUAACAAAGUGAUGUCAGCUCUCUCAUCCUGCCGGAUGAUGCCACAUCUAAUAAACUAGGAUUAUCUUGCCCUAUAUAUGGAAGUGCCUGCAUUUAUAAUCUUUCUAAGAAUUACCUCUUGUCAUUUAGUCUAAUAAACGUUUUCUAGAAAAAAAUGUGUGCUUCUAUCUUCAUGGUUAUUCCUGGACCACAUGUGACAGCUUUAGGGGAGAUUUUAGGGUUUAAACCAGAGUUCAGUUGGGAUAGUCUUCCAGAGUUUUCAUUUCCUUAAUUGGCCAUGCUGAGGAGAAGCUGGCUGGGAAGUUGCAAAUAGCACUCACAUGACCCUAGUACUCUGCAACUACAUUUUGACCAAAUGGGGGAUGCUAGGGUGGUUGUGUGAGAACUGGUCAUUUUUUUCAGUGCCACUGUAAGCUUGAAUGGUCAUUUUUUUUUUUAAAUUUACAUUUAUAUCCCGCCCUUCUCCGAAGACUCAGGGCGGCUUACAGUGUAUAA